CCGGGCCAGGCCGUCGCGCGGUACACUCGAGCAUGACGCACUUCCUGCGCUUCGACAUGAGCUUCCUGUCGCCUGAACGCUGACGAUUACUCAAGCCUAAGGGCGAGAGCCCAGGGCCGGAGCGGCGGAACGGCGAGCGUGAGUGCGAGAUGCCGGCGCCGCCCGACGCGCCCACCGCGCCCGCGCCCGACCCCGCGUCCGCGCCCGCGCCCGCCUCCGCGUCCGUCUCCGCCAACACUCCCACCCCGCAGCAACCCGUGCACAACAGCCACAAGACACGGUCCAUGGUAGUGUCACUAACACCGGAGCGGCAGCGUGAGACCUGGGCGAAGAAGGCAGAGUUCCUGCUCGCGGUGGUGGGCUUCGCCGUCGACCUCGGCAACGUAUGGCGCUUCCCCUACAUCUGCUACCAAAACGGCGGUGGGGCCUUCCUCAUCCCCUACUGCGUGAUGCUGCUGUUUGGAGGUCUGCCGCUGUUCUUCUUGGAGCUGGCGCUGGGGCAGUACCACCGCUGUGGCUGCCUCACGCUCUGGAAGAGGAUCUGCCCGGCUUUGAAAGGUGUGGGGUACGCAAUCUGCAUGAUAGACAUCUACAUGGGCAUGUACUACAACACCAUCAUCGGCUGGGCGGUGUACUACCUCAUCGCCUCGCUCGCUUCCAUCAACUCCGUGCUUCCUUGGACCAGCUGCGAUAACGAGUGGAACACCCCUCUGUGUAUGCCUGUCACAUCUCCUCAGAUCAAUCCCAACGCUACGACGCCUGCUAAAGAGUUUUUUGAGCGAAACGUACUAGAACAGCAGAGGUCCAACGGCUUGGAUGACAUGGGGCCGAUCAAACCAUCUCUUGCACUUUGCGUCUUCGGUGUCUUCGUUCUGGUUUAUUUUUCUCUGUGGAAGGGAGUUCGAAGUGCUGGUAAGGUGGUAUGGGUAACAGCAUUAGCACCUUACGUGGUUCUCCUAAUUCUGUUGGCGAGAGGGGUGACGCUGCCCGGAGCAACUGAAGGCAUCCGAUAUUACCUCACACCAGAAUGGCACAAGUUACAGAACACCAAGGUGUGGAUCGACGCAGCGUCUCAGAUCUUCUUCUCGCUGGGGCCCGGGUUCGGCACGCUGCUGGCGCUGUCCAGCUAUAACAAGUUCCACAACAACUGCUACCGGGACGCGCUCAUCACGUCUUCCAUCAACUGUCUCACCAGCUUCCUCGCCGGCUUCGUUAUCUUCUCGGUUUUAGGUUACAUGGCACACGUUCAGAACAAAAGUAUCGAGGAAGUGGGGCUGGAAGGUCCGGGGCUGGUGUUCAUCGUGUACCCAGAAGCCAUCGCCACCAUGACCGGCUCCGUCUUCUGGGCGAUCAUCUUUUUUCUUAUGCUCAUCACUCUUGGAUUGGACAGCACUUUCGGAGGUCUGGAAGCGGUGACGACGGCGCUAUGCGACGAGUACCCUCGCGCGUUGGGCCGACAUCGAGAGCUGUUCGUCGCGGGUCUCCUGCUGUUCAUCUACAUCUGCGCUCUUCCGACUACCACAUACGGUGGUGUAUACUUGGUAGACCUCCUCAAUGUGUAUGGUCCAGGCCUGGCGAUACUGUUCGUGGUGUUCGCGGAGGCAGCGGGAGUGUGUUGGGUGUACGGGGUGAACCGGUUCUCGGAGGACGUUCGAACCAUGCUCGGGCACACGCCUGGGUGGUUCUGGAGAGCAUGCUGGUCUUAUAUUAGCCCGGUAUUCCUUCUGGUGCUGUUCGUGUUCUCGGUGCUUGCACAUGAAGAGAUGCUGGGCUCGAAUGACUACGUGUACCCGCGCUGGUCCAUCCACGUGGGCUGGCUGAUGACGGGCACCACGGUCUCCUGCAUCCCUCUCUACAUGCUAUACAAGUUCAUCAUCACACCCGGCAGCUUCGUAAACCGAGUGAAAACGAUGAUAAGGCCCGUGGAGACCUCGAUACCGCCAACAGACCACGCCCUGAGCAGCCUGUGACCUGACCCCAACCAUAUUAUCCACUACAAGUCCUUCUCCCACGCGCUGGAAACCAAACCUCCUACCAUAGAAUGGCUAGUUUAAACUUAUGAAUAGUCGACCAACACCAUAAAAUUGCUUUACCGUUUUUAGCAACAACUUCCAGUAAAUAAAUGUUUUAAUAAGGUUCCAACUUUUAUAAAAUUAUACGUCUUUGUAAAUGAAAAUGGACCCUGUAGUUUUAUGACGUGUAAAUGGUAUUCGACUUAGAUGGUAAAGAAAUUUUAUGGUCGAUGUUAAUUUAAAAGUAUAACUCUUUUAUAGUGCAGGUUCUAUAAAGUCUAGGGGCAGGUCUUACAAAUUUUGGCGUAAGCCUGAAUUAGGAGAUGUUGGUUUUUCAGGCUUUCUUGGUUGUCACACAAGCUAUAGCCUAGGUUGGGUGACUAACCUCUUUUAUAAAGGUGUUUGUACUUACUUAAAAUACUAUUCAAUAAUCUUCUGUAAAGAUUGGGUUAAAUAAUAGCUUAAAAAGCUGUAUUAAAGGAAACAAAUCGGAUAAACUGUAAGGUAUAUACUUGUUUUUAUACCAUACUUAUUUGUUAUCAAUUAUUACAAAAAUCAUUGCUAAUUUUGAGAAAAAUGUAUCUAAAUAAAAUAUCGUGAUUGCAUAUUGUUGGUUCGCACAAUAUAUUAUUACAUAACUAUAUUUAAAAUAAGUUAAGGAAUGUAAUCUGUUUUAUAAUGUGUAAUAUAUUAAGUACAUUAUAUACAAUUUAUGAUUGUACUAACUUAAAUAACCAUUUGAAUAAUGGUGCGGCUCUCAAGAUGGUAAACCUUUUCUAGUCAUAUCGAAUAUAAAUAAAUCUUAUUUAUGUAUCUUAAUAUGUUCGAAAUAGGAAUAUUUUAAUCAUAAUAAGGAUAGGAACAAUUAAUAUUCUCCUAACUAAACCAACUCGCAUAAUAUAUAGCUAAUCGUAUUUGUAUUAGAUAGAUAAGUAUGUUCCAGAAAAGUUAUUAAUAUUAACUUAAACUUAUUUUUAAGUAGGUACCUAUACCUAGUAGUCGUAUAUUGAGGUCUACUGAUAAAAUAUGUCUAUAAAGAAGUCGGUUAGUUACGGAUUUCCUUGUAUAGUUGAAAAGUUAUAUUAUUAAAGAAGGUAGGGAAUAUUAUAUUCAAUGCGUAGGUGAAAAACUUUAAUACUCCAUUUUGUAGUGAUAAACAACGAAAACAUAGCUUGUAUAUAAUAUAAUAUAUAUUUAUAUAAUAGUGGAUAAUUUGUAAAUAUAUAAAAACAUGCUGGUCAGACUAUAAAAUAAAUACUUGCUUGCUUUAUGUUUAGAAUAUUAAAUAUUUUAAACCGUAGCAACUCUACAUUCUCGCUCAAAAUAUACCUAUGAGGCAGAAUGAGACCGACAUUUUCAGGUAAGUAAUCAAAAAAGUUUUUGGUAUGACAAUUUAGAUACAAAAAAAAGUUAUAUCGCUUAUUUACCUGUGUAUGGUUAUUAUGUUUGCGUAUUAUGCCUAUUAAGGCUACUUUUUAGUUUUGCAUUAAUGAAAUUUCUGUAUUCUAGGGCAAUGAAUACAGAAAUGUUUAUUAAAUAAGUAUAAUUAUAAUAAUAAAUGAUGUUGUAAAUAUAUUACAAGGUACUUGUUGUUAAGAUUUUGACGUAGCUUAGCUGUUGUUCUUACUAGUAAACGUAGCUUUGAUGAUUCGCUCAUAAAAAAAUGUAGUAGGUAGUGGAAGUAGCUAAAAUAUAAAGUUAGAUACUUGGUAUAAUCGAACCGAAUCCCAAAAUAAUUUUUCAAACUCGUUUACAACAAUGGGUGUUUUACUGGACUGUAUAAAAACUGAGAUUAUACACACUGUUACCUAAUUACUUGUUACAACACUAACAAUAAAACCAUCUAUGAUUAUAAAUGCUUUUACUCAUAGCAAUGAUUAGUAGAAAUCUCUUACAUCCGAUCAAAAUGAUCUAGAUUAACGUGUUACCUAAAUAACAGGUAGAUAUUAUAUAACGUACUUAAAUAUCUUUGAUUCUAAAACAUAUCUACCUAUACUUAGUUGAAUUGUGUGAAUUGUUGUACGUACGUAAUGUUGCUGUGUUAUUAAGUGUUUUUAUAAAAAAAAAAUAUAAUAGGUAGUUCUAGUUCAUAUACCCACAAGUGUUGCCAUAUUGUAUGAAAUAAUUUUCUUCCGUGAUUAAGUAUAUUAGUUGAUUUAUAUGAUAAGUUCUAUUCCCAUGAUAUUAUGUAGAUGAAUGUUGUGUGUUAUGUAUUGUAAAUCGUCAUAGAUUGUGUCUAAUAUUAAUAUACCUACCUAUGUAUAAAUAAAUCGCAAAUGAGUAGAUGCGUCCUGUGCCAGCCAUUACAGGUCCGUCUGGACAUUUGUU
Messenger RNA from Maniola jurtina (meadow brown), 4340 nucleotides. It is a transcript of the gene Sert, whose product is annotated as sodium-dependent serotonin transporter. NCBI's taxonomy places the organism in Eukaryota, Metazoa, Arthropoda, Insecta, Lepidoptera, Nymphalidae. Bases 150 to 1970 code for a protein of 606 amino acids. The transcript is spliced from 13 exons. Gene Ontology annotation, biological process: serotonin uptake; sodium ion transmembrane transport. Gene Ontology annotation, molecular function: serotonin binding; serotonin:sodium:chloride symporter activity. The record is from RefSeq and is a predicted model, not a curated record. Gene Ontology annotation, cellular component: membrane; neuron projection.